AUGGCUGAGUCUCGCGGUGGUUUCGGUCGUGGUCGUGGUGGACCCCGUGGUCGUCGUGGACGCCGCGGCCCCAAGCGUGACGAGGACAAGGAGUGGGUCCCCGUUACCAAGCUCGGUCGUCUUGUGAAGGACGGCAAGAUCAAGUCCAUGGAGGAGAUCUACCUCUUCUCGCUCCCCAUCAAGGAGUACCAGAUCAUCGACCUCUUCCUCCCCACCCUCAAGGACGAGGUUAUGAAGAUCAUGCCCGUUCAGAAGCAGACCUCCGCCGGUCAGCGCACCCGCUUCAAGGCCUUCGUCGCUGUCGGUGACUUCGACGGCCACGUCGGUCUCGGUGUCAAGUGCGCCAAGGAGGUCGCCGGUGCCAUCCGCGGUGCCAUCAUCCUCGCCAAGCUCUCGGUCGUCCCCGUCCGUCGCGGCUACUGGGGUUCGCACAUCGCUGAGCCCCACACCGUCCCCAUGAAGGUCUCCGGCAAGUCUGGCUCCGUCAUGUGCCGUCUCAUCCCCGCUCCCCGCGGUACCGGCAUUGUCGCUGCCCCCGCUUCCAAGCGCAUGCUCCAGCUCGCCGGUAUCCAGGACUGCUACACCCAGUCCAAGGGUAACACCGCCACCCAGGGCAACUUCCUCAAGGCUACCGUUGCUGCCCUCUCCAAGACCUACCAGUUCCAGUCCCCCGACCUCUGGAACGUCAUCCCCGUUGGCCAGACUCCUUACGACGAGUUCUCCAACCACCUCGCCAUUGCCGCCCGCAAGGCCGCUGCUUACUAA
Trichosporon asahii var. asahii CBS 2479 is the source of this 765-nucleotide messenger RNA. RefSeq names its product ribosomal protein S2. The transcript is spliced from 2 exons. The record is from RefSeq and is a predicted model, not a curated record. Gene Ontology annotation, biological process: translation. Gene Ontology annotation, cellular component: ribosome; cytosolic small ribosomal subunit. Bases 1 to 765 code for a protein of 254 amino acids. Gene Ontology annotation, molecular function: RNA binding; structural constituent of ribosome. Lineage: Eukaryota; Fungi; Basidiomycota; Tremellomycetes; Trichosporonales; Trichosporonaceae.